AUGAAGCUCGCUAGAUUCUCAAGCUGUCGUGGUGUAGCAUUCGAGAUCAAUCCUAAUAGAACCAACCCUUUUGCAAUAAUAGGGUCAUCCUCUUCACCACCACCACCACCAUUAUCAUCACUGCCAAAGCAAGAUAGAACGGGAGCUAACUGGAUAUGGCUUCCAUGGAGUCGUAACAGUUCUUUCAAGAUAUUCCCUCGGUCUCACCACUCGGCUAGCCCAAGUAGGAGCCGAGCCAGCAGCCACUUCUGUGACAUUGACAUGGACGAAGCAGGCGGGGAUGUUGAAGUAGAGUUCUUAGCAGAAAUUGAGGAUUUAGAGACACCAGAGAGGUCAAGGUUGUCAGUGAUUCUGCUUGAUCAAGGCUUCACGGUGUACAAGAUCUUAUUUUUGGUUUGUUUGAGCUUGAACAUGGUUGCUUUGGCUCUUGCAGCUUCAGGGCAUCUCCAAUAUGGGAAAGACACAGCAACACUGUUCUCCAUUGGGAACGUUUUAGCUCUAACGUUGUGCAGAAGCGAGGCAGCACUAAGAUUCAUCUUCUGGUUUGCUGUGAAAACUCUCGGUAGGCCAAGUGUUCCUCUCAAGAUCAAAACUUCAAUCACUUCCUUUCUUCAAAGCCUCGGAGGAAUGCACAGUGGAUGUGGGGUUUCUUCUAUAGCUUGGCUUGUCUAUUCUCUUGUCCUUACAAUCAAAAACAAAAAGCUAACUUCGCCAGAGAUUAUUGGAUUAGCAUUUGGGAUUCUCACUCUAAUUUCUCUUUCUUCCCUAGUCUGGUUCUUCAUCUUCCUCUUUAUAAGCUAUGACCCUAGUUCAAAAACCUACAAUGCAACCAUCUCUAUGUUAAUAAAGAGGCAAGAGUUUUGGUUCACCGUAGCCAUAACCAUCCUGAUCAUCACUCCUUGGCUAACUGUAAGAAAAGUUCAAGUCAAAGUGUCAGCAGCAUCUAGCCAUGCUUCAGUUAUAAAAUUUGAUGGUGGGGUUAAACCAGGAUUACUUGGAAGAAUCAGCCCAUCGCCAUUAUCAGAAUGGCACGCCUUUGGGAUCAUUUCAGAUGGGGAAAAGGAACACAUAAUGCUAGCUGGUGCAGUUGGGGAUUACACCAAGUCUUUAAUCUGUAACCCACCAAGCCACCUAUGGGUUCGAACCAUGCACUUCGUUGGCUUGCCUUAUCUGAUAAAUCUGUACCAGAGGGUGUUUUGGUGGCCACUGGUUCAGGUGUGUGUUUGUUCUUUCUGCUGCAACCAUGCCCUGCAAACAUAUUCGAAAGAGAAGAUGAUUGUUCAUGACACUGCAAUUAGUGGGAGGCCGAAUGUUGGAGAGAUGAGUGUGGAUGCUGCAAUUAGGUGGGAUGCUGAAGUGGUCAUUGUUACAAGCAAUCCCGAAGGAAGUAGAGACGUUGUUAGAGCUUGUAAGAAGGCUGGGAUCCCUGCUUUUGGGCCUAUUUGGGAUUCUUGA
This is a messenger RNA of Prosopis cineraria, 1455 nucleotides long. RefSeq names its product adenylate-forming reductase 06235-like. The transcript is spliced from 4 exons. NCBI's taxonomy places the organism in Eukaryota, Viridiplantae, Streptophyta, Magnoliopsida, Fabales, Fabaceae. The record is from RefSeq and is a predicted model, not a curated record. The coding region runs from base 1 to 1455 and encodes 484 amino acids.